Messenger RNA from Calypte anna (Anna's hummingbird), 7865 nucleotides. RefSeq names its product APC membrane recruitment protein 1 (gene AMER1). NCBI's taxonomy places the organism in Eukaryota, Metazoa, Chordata, Aves, Apodiformes, Trochilidae. The transcript has 2 exons. Gene Ontology annotation, biological process: regulation of canonical Wnt signaling pathway. Bases 185 to 3496 code for a protein of 1103 amino acids. Gene Ontology annotation, molecular function: phosphatidylinositol-4,5-bisphosphate binding; beta-catenin binding. The record is from RefSeq and is a predicted model, not a curated record. Gene Ontology annotation, cellular component: plasma membrane.
UGGCCCGGGCGGGGGCCGGGCCGCGAUCACCGACACCCCCGGCUCGGGCUCGCCGCCGCCGCCGCCACCACGCCCGGGGCCGCGCAGCCGGUCAGCUGCCAUGCUUCCAUCUCUGUGCCCAGAAGACACUUCUGCUCCCAAAGUCACCGUUUCCAGCUAGGAGCCCCCGAACUCGCCAGCUGCCAUGGAAACGGGCUGCGUGGAGGAGCCUGCCCGGACCGGGUCGCAGUCAGUGCUGUGCGGGCAGCAGGAGGGAAGCAGCCAGCAGCGGGAGGAGAAGGAGGAUGGGCUGCCCGAGGGGGGCAACGCCUCCCUGCUGCCUGCCGAGCUGCAGCAGCCUCAGCCGCCUCCCGGCAAGCUGAAAAAAACGGCGUUCAAACUGUUUGGAGGGAAGAGGAGCAUCUGUACCCUGCCCAGCUUCUUCGGAGGCCGCAGCAAAGGCCAAGGGAAAGCAGCCUCUAAAAAGGGCCUCAGUAAGUGCAAGACUCACGACGGGCUCAGCGGCGCUGCCUGCGAGGCGGGCGAUGGGGCUCAGCUGGAAAGCCCUUUGGAGGGGAGCAGGGACUCCCAUCCUUGCCCUUUGCCCAGCUCCCAAAGUGCUCACGUGGCCAUCGACUCCAGUGCCAAGUUUGAUGUAGGCCAGCAGGACAGCUCUCCACCUGGGAGCAUCGAGGGCUCUGAGAAAAAACCCAGCGGGGAGAAGUCCUCCUUCUCCAGACCUAAAAAAGGCCUGAAAGGGUUUUUUAACAGCAUCCGGCGUCACCGGAAGAGCAAAGUGACCGAGUGUGAGAAAACAGAGCUCCACGAGUGGCCUGGGGAUUCUGAGGAGUCCAGCAAAGCUCCUGGUGUGGGGGUGGAGAGCCAAGGGGCCGUGGAGGGAAGGGGCCUGGGACCUGUCCCUCUUGCCUGCCCGGGGAGCUCGGAGGAUGACCACUUGCAUGGCACAGCCACCAACAGUGGGGAAACUGCUGAGCCCAGCUGCCUGGCAGCUGAUGAAGGGAGCACUGAGGGUAAUGUGGUGGUGGUGGUGGCAGGGAAGAAGGAUGUUCUGGAUACACAAUCAGAGGCUGAUGCUGCUGUCUGUGCAGAGUUUGACCGUGGCAGUCUGCUACUGGCCUUUCAUCCGGACUUGAUGGACAAUGACCCAACCUGCCUACACUCUGGGGACCUCCUCAGCCUCAUCUUAGGAGAUGCCACAUCCCUGAAGAGUUUUGAUUCCCUGACAGGGUGUGGAGAUGACAUUGCUGAGCCCGACAUCACUGAGAGCACCAUCUCUGUGGAACGCAGCAGGGAUGCUGCUAAACGGAGCUCCUGCCUGGUCACCUACCAGGGUGGUGGGGAGGAGAUGGCCAUACCUGAGGAGGCAGAGGAGUACCUCCACCAGAUGUGGAACAGCAGCGUGGCAGGGGACAGGAGCUACGAAGCCCAGGUGUCGAGUAGCAGUUUGGAGACCCAUGCCUCCCACGAGGCAGAAUCCCACCCCUACAUGGAUGGUGUGGACCACCUGACACCACAGAGCGACCAGCAAGAGUCUGCCCCUAAUAGUGACGAGGGUUAUUACGACUCCACCACCCCGGGGCCAGAGGAUGAAGCUGGAGAUGGGCUCAGUGAGAUGAAGAAAGAAAGACUUCCCAGAGACAGUUACAGUGGGGAUGCACUUUAUGAGUUUGACACGUUGGUGAGUCCCUCGCACGGGGACGAAUCCCUCUUUGAGGGCAAAAUCUCACGCCCGGGGAUCUUCAGCUACUUCAUGGACUUCUGCCUCCCUGCUGAGAAGAGCCUGAACCAGAUCCUGGAUCAGAAAAGAGGGGUGAUGGAGACGGAAGAAGAGCGACUUGCGGCCAUUCAGAAGGAGCUGCUGUACUGGGAGCUGCAGAGGGAACCGGGCUUGAAACGCCUGGGUCUUCCCAGCAAGGAGAAGUGUCCUCGGGAGAAGCAGUGUGUUGAAUGUAAAACCAGAGCAGCCAGCUCCAUGGGCAAGAGUCAGAGUGGCCUUGGUAGCGAGCAGAUGGCCUCGCACGCCCCGAGCAGGGGUGUGAAUAGUGGGGUUUCAGUGGCUAGAGCUGAAAAUCCAGAGUGGAGGGAUUUUCCGGGGACUCUUUGUCCGGAGAACUGUUACAACAGCCAAAAAGCCCAAGGAAGUUGCCUUAUCCAGCUCACAAAGAACAACUCGGGCUUCGAUUCGGACCUGGAUUGUGGGUUGUUUGGGGGCUCCAUCCACAGCAGCAUAGCCCCAGCCAAAGCCGGGGUGUUCCCUGGCUACAGACUCCUGGAGCCUGAGCAUGGUGGGGGAGCAGAGACCCCCCCUGGUGACUCCCAGGUGGGCAGUGAAUGUGAGCCCGAGCACGCCGUGAACUUCUCCCAGGCGCUGGUGGAGUUUGCCAGCAGCGGGACCCUCUUCUCCAGCCUCUCAGAAAGCCUGGGCAGCUCUGCCUCUGGCUCUUCCUUUACCCAGAACCUCCCUGCCCUCCCCACCAUGGUCACCUUCGACGUCGUCGACGUGGAGCAGGAAGGAGAAGGGGAGUGUGAGCAGCACCCCGAGAUGAAUGCCGGGGAGGACAUCGCCGAGGCCUUUGACGACGGUUACGGACAGAAAGAGUCCUUGGCUGAAUGUGACGAGAGAAUGUCCCCGGGGUACUCCCCGGGCUCCUUCCAGAGCUGCAACUGGGGGGUUGCCAGCCUGCCCCGGCACCUGCGGCUCCACGGGCUGAGCCCCUCCAUGCCAGCACCGCUCUCUGUUGACCGCAGGAGCCGUUCGCUUGACACGGAGAGCCUGGAGUUUGAGCUCGGAGACUCCCAGGUGGCCAGGAGUGGCCCUCAGCCCUGCCGGCUCUGGUCCAAACGGGAAGGUGGCAAAAAGGACUCGGGUGGAGCGAGGAGGAGCCGGAGCAAGGAGGAGGGUGAGCUGGUGGCUCCUGAUGGGGGGUUGAGCUGGCCGGGCUUCCAGCACCUCCAGCACGACUCCGGCACGGCUGCAGGGGGGAUGAAGCACUGGGGCUUCUCUCCGACUGCCACGCUGGAGAGUGCCUGGGAGCCAUCGGAGCCACCGGGAACCCUGUCCCCUUUCCUGUCUCUCUCCCAGAGUGUUGCUGGAGAAAUUCCAGAGAGGAGGCCUCAUGAGCUGGAGCUGAGCAGGCACCCACUCCGGCCCUCCAAUUUACCUCUGCAGCCUGACUGCAGGCGAGCCCGGGAGGCGGCCGGUUCCUACAGGUACCACGGAGACAUCGCGGCCAAAAACCUUCCCCACUCCUUACCCCUGGGAGAAACCGAGCCCCAGCUGCCCCCAGGCUUCAGCUUCUCCUGCUCCCCAGAGAAACACACCAAGUGCAAACCCGUUGGCAUCGCCCAGGGGAUGCCUCAGCAUCCCAACGGCACCGCUGACACCAGAAAAAGCCCAGAGCGCUGUGGGGAGCCCCUGAAAGGCAGAACCCCCCCGGGCCACGUGCUGCCUGUUGGCUGCCAGAGCGCUGCCAUGAAUGUCACCGAAGCCAAAUAGCUGCUCUGGUGGGGUUGGAGCCACCUCUGGGAUUUGGACGCUAAUGCUGAGGCACUUCCAUGUUUUCCAGCAGCAGCCCCUGGCGUGCGCUCACCGUGCUGCUAGAGUAGGAGCUGAGCAGGGAACUGUUGCCAGCGAGGCAGGUUUGGGGGUUUUCUGCAGGAUUGGAGCUGGGGGGAACAAGCCUUGGAGGGAAGGUUUGGAGAGAAAUGGGGCUGGGGUGUUUUUGUUUGUUUCCUUCCUCUGCUGGGUGAAACGUUCUGGAUCAGGCUCAUUUUGAAUGUCUCCCAUCUCGGUUUCAGUUUGGGGAGGCUGGGUGGAAGGAUGCUGGUUAUUUGCAGGGUGAGGACAGGAGGCAAGUGAGCUAAAAGGGGAGCUUUGCAGUAACAUUUUUUGUAUUUUUAAAUUUGGUUUUCCCCCAAAGGAAAGCAGGAGCUUUUACAUUUUCCAGGUCUAGUUUAAAUUUUCUCAAGAGAUCCUGCAUAGGGACAGAUGUGCUGUCAUUGGUGUCCCUUUCAGGAACAAAGUGUCUGUCCCUUCUGUGCUGUGCUCUCUUCACAGUACAUAAUUCCUGCUUGAAACCUUUCCUGUGCUUUGUCCCAUGCUGCUCACCUCUCCAGGGCCAUGGGCACAUGGACAAGGUCUUUGAAAUAAGCUAAAUUUGCAUUGUGCCUGUAGCUGUGAAGUUGCAGGUGCUGUUGCUUUCUUCAAAAUUAAGUUUUGGUGGUUGGUUGGUUGGUUGGGGGUUUUUUAAAUUAUUUUAUGAUUGUUUUCUUUGCAUAGACAAGGAAAGCAUUCUGUUAAUUGGAAUACAGGCUAUAACGUGGCCUUCAUUUGGGUCUCACGACUUCCUCCUCCUAACUGGAGGGACCAAAAAAGCCAGAGGCUGCUGCAGGUUUUGGAUUUCUUUUUUUGCAGUCUGAAAGAGCAGGGAGGAGGGACACCAGCUGAGGAGACAGGCUUUGUGUGGGGAUGGAAACAUCUGGAAACAUCUGCUUCAGGUUGUUGGUCCUUGAAGUGUCUCCCACGUCCUCCGUGGUCUAAGACACACUUGUCCCUAAACCCAACCUCCCUGUCUGUGACUUGCAAAGCUUCUGCCUCCUGCCCAGACUCUGCGUUUGGAUUUUAAUUCAGUCACCAGUGAUGAUUUUUGUGUUUCCUCCCCCGAGAUGCCCCUUUUCUGCUUUGUGGCUCCAGCUGGAAGUGUCAGCAGCUCCCUGCAUUGCUGUAUUUGCAGCUGGUUUGGGUUUGGUUUUUUCCCUUCCCAAACAAAAUGAGCUCCCAGUGUUUCUUUUUUAGAAGAGACUGCUUAGUGCCAUACCCAUGUGUACUUAGGAAGGAGCAGGGAAAGGCAAAGCUUCCACUUACUUAGGAGUUUUUUCUUUCCUGAACAGACUGCCAGGACUCCAGUAGACCCAUCCCUGUAUCCAUGGGCUUAAACCUUAUUUUUUCAGUAUUUUCCUAGCAGUGCUUCUGCAGGGAGGUACUGCUGGAACUCACUGGUCCCCACGGUAUUUUUCCUCCUACUGCUCAGUGAAGCAGGAGAGAAUUUCAUGGGACAAACCUGGCUUUUGCCACUCCUCCUGCAUCCCCCACCUGGAGGGGGAGGAGAAGGUGGUUCCUCCCCAUCUCUGAGGUUGUGGGUGCUCUCCUCUCAUUAGCAGAGGCUCCCAAAUACUCCCUCACUGGAACAGGCUCCCCCCUUGCUCAGAGGAAGGGCAGGCUUAGAGCUCAGCACUGCACAUCUCCCCACCACUCACAAAAUAAAAACCACAAAGGACUCCACGCCAGCAGCCAUCUCACCCAGACCUUCACUCUUGUUGCUUGGCCUGAGCAGCAGCCCCUUGCUGGGGCUUUAAUUACUCUUUUAUUUCCAGCGUGUCACCAAAGGCAUCCCGUGGGGUGAGGGGCUUUCCUGCCAUUGGUUUGGAGAUGGUGCAGCCUUUGCCAAAGCCUUGGUGAGGUGUGGAAGUGUCUUGGUGCUAAACUGAAUGUUCUGUUGCAAAUGCAUGUCUCUAGGAAUAAUUCUUUUUUGGGUGGUAGGUACGUAACAAAAAGCUUUUAGACCUGAAUGUCUGGAAAGCAAUACAGCCAAGACUUGAUAAGCUGACUUCAGACCAAAGGCUUCUCCUCUUUAAUUUGAUGCAAGCUAAAUGAAGCAAACAUCUAUUGAUCUAAAACGAGUUUUCUAACAGCGUUUUGGAGCUCAUUUGCUGGAUUAUUGGCACAUUCUGCUCCAUUAACCCAAAGAAAUAAGAAUUUUCAAUGCUCUAACCCAGCCUGUGAAUUAUCCCUGCUGUAGAGAGAUUGGAUUUCACUGCCUAAUGAACUGCUCUCCCUAAAAUCCCCAUCUGUCCUGGGAUAAAUAGGAGCAGACCUUCUGGUCUUGAUCAGGAUCAAUCCAAUAGUCCAACACUGCUUUACCCAAGGAACUCAGAUUUGAGAGUGGGAAUCGAGGCUUUUUUUAUCAAAAAAAGGGCUUCCAAAUCAGAAAUAUGUCAUGAAAGUCAGGAACAGCAAAUUGUCUUGCCAAGUUAUUUAGGAAAAACCUUCUCUCUAGGAACUCUCCUGGAUUCAUCCCUCACCAGGGGAUGAAUUGUGGCUGUUAAAUUGCACCUAAACCGCUGACAUUGGGGUCAGGCUACCAAGGAACUCUGUAUUGCAUUUUGGGGACUUUGGGGUUGGGUUUUUUUUUUAUUGUUUUGUUGUUGUUUGUUGUUUUUAUACACAUAAGAAAAAACGGUCAAUUUUCUCUAUUUUUGUAUAGUUUUGCAUUUUAUAUUCACGGGGAAAUUUUAUGGACUCUUCUUUUACUCCUGUCUUUCCAAGUGAUGUGGUUUACAGUUCUGAGGAAGAAAAGGCAAUUUUGGGGUUUUUUUGCUGCUGCUGCCCACUGCCCGUGCAAUGCCAGGAAACCACCUCGCUCCUCCUGUCCUCCAACAUCUUCUGCUUUAUUCCCAGGGCCAGUUCCCCAUCCUGGCCUGGUACCAACACACACCCACUUUCUUUGCUUUUGUUUUAAUACCACUUUGUCACACUUGUCGCCUCUUAUCUCUGUUUUGUUUAUCUUCUUGUUUAAGCUUUGGUUUUUAAUCUGAAUUUGUGGACUUGGGUGAUUUCUCCCCCCAAAAGUCUUGUUUUGACCGUCUGUGAAACCAGAGAAGCAGUUGUUGGGGGAUUUUCCCCUCUGUGUGCUUAAAUUAUUUUAUCCAAAAUUGGGGCUUUUCUUGAUGGUUGGUGUGUGGCAAUGCUCUUGAGAGGCUGGUGACAAAUUUCUUCUCCUCUUAGUGCUCCCUGGGACAAGAGCUCAACUUCUGCCCUUGCAUCUUCUGCUUCGUGUCUGGGGACUGCUCUUGAAACAAUCCCAGGGUCCACGUGGGACUUUCCACCUUUCCUCCUCCCCUGGAGUCCAGGGAGCUCCAGCAUUGCCAGAACCUGUAAAACAUCUUCCUGGAAUAACACUGCCUUGAGUUUUGGGAUCAGAAAUGCCAAGGAGAUCUCCUAAAACCCAGCACUAAAUUAACACAGCUCUUCUUUUGCUUUUGUUUCUUUGGUUUGGUCAACCGAAUGUGCUGCUUUGUUGGCUCUGCUCUGGAGGAGUUGUGUCCCUGCAGAGGCUGCCACCCUGCGUGGGGUGUAAGGGCUGAAAUAACUUCUCCAGCAAAGGCCACAGUGAUUAAUUGAGAAGACAAGAGCAAUGUCCAAAAAAAAAAGGCAAGUAAAUUGCUGAAAAGCUAAAAGGUUACAGCCAAAAGCAAUUUUUCCCCCUUUUCUUUCCACUCCUCACCACAAUGCCAGCAGAGAUGGUGAUUGCUGCUGAGCCUUUUGGCUCUCUGUGGAUUUUCAUGUCUUCUAAUGAAACAGCUCUCCACACAACAGUACUUUCUCAAUUUUUUCUUAUCUAGGUUUGCCCCGGGCUGGGCAGGUCAGGUCACUCAGUGAACAUUCCUGGGGUGCUUGGACCCUUUUGCAUUCCCUCUGCCCCUUCUUGUUGCAGCUGCCUCCUCUCCAGCUGGGGCUGCCUGCUCCUCUUGCUGGUAUCAGGUCAUCCUAGAAGCUGCACUUGGGUGAAGUGAGAAAUUAAAAUCUAGAAAAGCCUCUCAGUUCUAAAACAAAAAAAUUAAUAAUUAGCCCUUGUCCCAGGUCACCCCGUGCUUCAGCUCUGCUGUGGGGCUGGGAACUGAGGCAGCUCCUCCCAGGCAACUGACUUGCCUCAAUUUGGGAUUUUUGUUGCUUUCCUUUUUUUGUUUUCUUUCUGGUCUCAUUGCUACUAGUCCUUUAUACUUCUUAAUGUAUUGAUUGUGUUUUAAAAUGAAUGUUCCUUUCACUGAAUUCUAAUGAAUAAACUUCAGAUUUUUAGAGAAUAUCU